This is a messenger RNA of Bactrocera dorsalis (oriental fruit fly), 1373 nucleotides long. RefSeq lists its product as uncharacterized. The record is from RefSeq and is a predicted model, not a curated record. The transcript is spliced from 2 exons. NCBI's taxonomy places the organism in Eukaryota, Metazoa, Arthropoda, Insecta, Diptera, Tephritidae. Bases 388 to 1281 code for a protein of 297 amino acids.
AUUGAAAGACAAAUAUUUGAGAGCAAAAAUUAGAGUGUCAAUAUUAUAUAGGAGUUCGCGAAAUAUCAUAUGCUAUAAAAAUAAUACUCUUGUGACAAAAAAUUCCAUGAAAAAUUUAUAUGUCACAUUAUUUGCCCAAAACACACAAAACUUUGGAAACCCUUGUCUAAAUACAUAUAAAUUAUCUCCAUUUCUGCCACACUUUCGCACCGCUGUCAUUCCAAACAAUCAUUCCAUUUCAAAUUAUCAGUACUUCAGUUGAAAAGCAGUCAUUUACAUUUUUAUUUAGAUCUCGAAAGCAAAUGUUUAUUUUUCAGUUUUUGAAAAUUAUUUAACUAUCGUGUGUAUUGUAAUUAAAAAAAUUCCAAAUUCGAAAAAAAGUACGAGAUGUUUGCGUCCGGCAGCAGAACGAAGAAUAUUAUUGUGCGUCAGUCCAUGACGCAUCGACAACUACCCCUUUUAGCCACAGCCACACCAACAGCAACAAUGACGCAAAGAUCGGCGCGUCGCGUCAGCUCUACCGGUGAGGAAGCGCGCAUUGGCGCUACACUUAGCGGACGCCAGCUACGUUCGAAAUUCACAGAACGCAAGCCGACCUCUAUAUCGGCCACAACAACAGCCACAACAGCACAGGCGCGCAAUCAAUUGCAAGCGAGCAACGCGAGCAACAGCAAUCACGUGAAUCUAUACAAAACAAGCGCGUCAGCGGCUGCUGGCAAUGCACAAGGCGAUGGACAAAAGGUAAUGCGCGGUAUACCGAGCAAUACAGCAGCGCGCGCGACCGCACGCCAGCGCAGAGAGGCAGCAGCUAAAGGUAUCGAUAACACCGUAAAGAAAAUCGAUCUCAUGGAACAAAUUAUUAAAACGGAGAUCGGUAUACAAACCAAUGAGCCGGAAAUACUUAAUCAUGAUCUGAUUAUUGGCGACAUAAAGUUGUUGCCGCCAACGGCUGGUUUGGUAGCAGAGAUCGAACGUCAACGUAGUGAGAUGAAUAAGAAGCUUAUGUUGAAAGCACAACGCAAAUUUGAAGGGCAUUCGGAGAAGCAGGAGGAACAUUUGACCGAUUUGAAGGAGUUCCUUGAGAAAUCGGUAGUCACCAGACGUUUACGCAAGUCCAAACUCUCCAUCGAAGUGGACAAGAAGCUUAUAAACUCUAUGGAUGAAAUACUAAACAAAGGCGUGCCAAAAACUGAGUCCAUUACAGAUAUUAAGGGACGUAUCAAGAAAAAGGAACAAGAAUUACUAACACUUUUCGAUACUGUCGAAAAUUUGCAAAUUUAAUGUACAUAUUUAAACAUGGAUAUAUGUAUGUAUGUACUCAAAGACUGUAUUUAAAUAAAAUUAACGUGACUUGCGUUAAUUUAAAAUAUCAA